CAUCCGAACUUUCAAGCCUCGGUCGAACUUAUCUCAAGUUUGAAUUCGCUUUCACGGGCGCGCAAACCGAAGCAGGCGGUUCCGGACAGGAUAGUCCGGGCUCGUUCUGCGUGUUUGUGUUUGUUUCAGACAUUGUCGGCGUCACGCAGGGCUGAAUAGUUGCUGUUGUCCGACAGGAACGUUCACUGGCACACAGAACUGACCUAGAAUUGCUACUUAGAAUUGGGCGAAACCAUCGCUCAAAAGCGAAGGGGGAAGACGGCAGGAAAUUUUGACUGGGAUGGAAUGGAGUAGGACCACUGGAAAGCUCAUGCGAAAAGGGGGGGGAGACAUUUUCCUAUUUUAUCAUGUUAUCAUGAUAAUGUAGUGAUUUGAUAUGAGUGUGGUUCAAAACCCGCCUUUGACAAAAAUGGAAAUUAAGGAAAACAAAUUCAGGUGUGAAUGACUUGUGGCUGUAGGUCGUCGUGAGUCGGCCACGUUCUCACACAGCCUCCGUGGCCGGCUGGCUGGCUGGCUGGGGGGACUCGAGUGGAGAGCAGACAUCAGUGCCCAGGGGACUUGAGGCCUGGUUCUCCAUAUGAGGCCCUGCUGAAAGGGCAGGGGGGCUUCUGAGUGUGCCUGAGGGCCGUUGAAAGCCCCCUUGGGGGAGUUUCAUAAACGCACAAAGAAAAAGGAAACCCUUUUGGACUAUUGUUUUUGUUUUUACACACACUCUUUCUCACACACACAUACACACACACACACACACACUUGCACCUACACACCCACCCACACCCACAGACAAGGACAUAGAGAGAAUGUUGGAGGUCCAAGAGGAGAGGCCAGCGGCGGCAGGUACAGCAGCGACACACUUCAGCAAGAAGGAGCGAGGGAAGAAAGAGCGAGAGGAGGCCAAGGACGGUCGGGGGAACCUAUCGAACAUCGGGAAUCCUGUUCCUCCUUCCAGGAACGUACGUUCAAAGGGGCCACUCACACACACAGGCAGCCCCCACCAGCUCAUCACUCCUCCCUGUUCUGUAGUCCUGGGAACCCCAUCAAUGCACUCCAAUAGGCUAAAGAACUCCCCGUCCGCCAACACACAAAGCCCUAAACCGAAGACGGAGGCCAUGGUACGAUCACCUCCUGUCAUGUCCCCUUCCACUGCCGCCCAGAUGGACUCUAAAAUACCCAAUCAGGGUAAACCGGGGAGCACGGGCAACCAAUCACAACCCUCUCCCUGUGACCCCAAGACCCUGGGUGCUAAAGGGGGUCAAAAUGUUGCAGGUGGAAUGGGGCUGAAGAACGGCCAGGGCCUGACAUCAGGUCCAAGCUCCAAGGUGAAAGUCAAACGAGAGAGGAGCACCUCUGUGGAGUCGUUCGAGCAGCCGGACAGCGGCACACCCACUAGUGAGGAAAAAGAUGGUAGCAGGGUGAAGAGGAUGUGUGUGGCAGAGAGACGGCAGCCAUACAGCGGAGCUGACUGGUGCUCUGGAGGAGAAAGCGAUGAAGAUGACAAAGGAUUCUUCAACUGUAAUUCCAGUGAUCUGAAGCCCCAGGACUCUGUCACACAUUCUACCUCCAAUGCUGGACUCAGUCGAUCCUCCACGCCUUCCCACAAUACACUGGGAGGCCAAGGCUCCACAACAGAAUCUGCUAGUGGACAGAAAUCGGGCUCAAAACUUGUUUAUGUUUUCACCACGGAAAUGGCAAACAAGGCAGCUGAUGCAGUUCUAACUGGCCAUACAGAAAACAUCAUUGCCUUCCACAUGAAAAACAUCUCCAACAGCAAGGACAAAGCUCACCUCAUUUUGAACAAUGCAACUGGCACACUACGAAAUGAUUCCAAGCCUCCACAGCAACCUCCGUCCCAUACACAAGACCCAAGCCACCAGCCUGGGUCCAAACCGUCCUUAUCUGGAAUGGCAGAGACGGCAACAACCCAGUCUUCAAAUCAGGGGAACCAAACCAGUGUUCUUUCGCAGGAAGGGUCAUCGUCAUCGGGCAUGGAAUCUAAAAAUAUCCAAGGCAGUAGCCCCAGUAACACAACGGCCUUGGCUGAACAGGCCCCCAUCCCCCAGUCUGAGGCAGGCCUCAACCCUCCGACAUCAGAAGGGGGGCAGGGUGGGGGUUCUGGUGGAGCGGGUCUGACUCCCCAACAGCAACAGCAUCAGCUGGCCCAAGAGCUUCUAAACAUGGAAGCUAACACAGAGGGUCUGUCCCAAGAACAACUGGAGCAUCGCCAGCGAUCCCUACAAACAUUACGAGAUAUUCAGCGCAUGCUGUUCCCCGAUGACCGUGAUGCCCCACCGCCUGGGCCCCCACAGCCACACGGCGGGCCCCAUGAUGGCGGCCCUGACGCACCCCGUAGAUCUGAGCAGGGUCCCCUACAGGCUAUGAUAGCUCAGUCUCAGAGCCUUGGACCACCAGGUGGACCUGGAGGACCUCGUCCACAAGGUCCACCCUUCGGCCCGCCUCAUGGUCCAAGGGACAUGCCUCCAUUUCCACAAGAUGAAAUGGGUCCACACAUGGGGGGUCCAGGCAGCUGUGGAGAAGGAGAUCAGAUGACUCCUGAACAGGUGGCCUGGUUGAAAUUACAACAGGAAUUUUAUGAGGAGAAGAGGAAGAAACAAGAAAUGCAACACCGGCCACUUCCUCCUGACAUGAUGAUGCACCCUCACGGUCCACGUGCUAUGAUGCGAGGCCCCCCACCUCCCUACCAAAUGGGCCCGGGAGAAAUGUGGGGAGGUCCAGGUGGUCCAGGUCCAGAUCAUUACCCAGAGCGAAUGGGCAUGGGCCCUGGUCCAAGAGUUAUGCCCCCACAUAUGCAGAGGAUGCCUGGCUUCUCUGGCAUUAUGAAUCCUGAGAUGGAAGGCCCCCCAAGGCCAGGAAUGGGCUGGCCUGAUGAUAUGCCUCCCAGGAUGGGUGAAGGACGAGGCUUCCCAGGAGGACCCGGGGGAAUGUUUCCUGGUCCAGGUGCUCGCAGUGAACGUUUUCCAAACCCUCAGUCAGUCCAAGAAGCAAUGUUUCACCAAGGAAUGGGGGGAGAGAAAGGCAUUCCACCUGGAAUGAUGAUGGAUGUGCAGAGAAUGAUGGGACACCAAAGAGGUGGAAUGGAGCCUGGCAAUGGCAUGGGAAUGUUUCCUCGAAUACCUGGUGAUGGCCCUAUAAGCCCAUCAUCAAGGCUCCAAGGAAUAGGGAGCAGAGAAAUGGGCCCUGACUUUGCCAUGGGGCCUGGCCCUGGGCCUCACAUGCACCCCUCUAAACUACGAGACCCCCCAAUGAAUAUGAGUCCAGAUGAAAUGAUGAGAAUGAGAGGUGGUGGAGGACCUCCUAUUGAUAACAUGGGUCCGCAAGGCAGACCUAUGCAGGUUCCUCCAUUUGCUGAGCAGACGCCGUCGGGAGACUUUCCAAUGGGACCCGGUCGGCCCUUCCCAGGGGGUCCUGGGGGGAUGAGGGGUCCCCAUGCAGACCAAGCGUUCGGCCCAGAGCACAGAUCUACACCAACAGGAGGUAAUGGUCGUAUUAACCACCUCCCCUCUGCUGGUGGUUCUGCACAAGGCCAGAGAGGCCGCAAGCCAGCAGACCUGAAUGUCCAAGCAGGAGGGGGGAAUUCUCCUAGCGUUAAUCCACUCAAGUCUCCGCCCCUGAGGCAAGUUCAGUCUCCAAUGAUGGGCUCUCCCUCUGGAAACCUUAAAUCGCCUCAAACACCAUCCCAGCUAGCUGGCAUGCUCACCGGUCCUGCAGGCUCCGCUGCUCCUCCAGCACCUCCAACAUCUGCACCAAUGAAGUCUCCCCACUCUAUGAUGGGAUCAGCAGGUGCCUCUCCUGUUCACAUGAGGUCCCCCUCUCUUCCAAACCCCUCUCCAGGAUGGGCUUCCUCUCCCAAACCACCCAUGCAGAGCCCUGGGGUGCCCCCUCAGGGUGGCAAACCUCCACUCAGUAUCACUUCACCAAACAUGAUGGGAGGCAUGGAGCAAGGUGGAAAUGGUCCCCCAUCAGGUCCUCCUCCAUCAGGUCCUGCACCUGGCUCUAUGUCACUGCCGGGCGGUGUCCAGUCGGGAAGUCCGUAUACCAUACCCCCAGAACCAACUCUGUCCCAGAACCCUCUGUCAAUCAUGAUGUCACGCAUGUCCAAGUUUGCAAUGCCGAGUUCCACCCCGCUUUACCACGAUGCCAUAAAAACCGUUGCCAGCUCAGAUGAUGACUCUCCUCCAGCUCGUUCUCCCAACCUGCCUUCAGUAAACAAUAAUGGUAUGGCAAUGAAUCACCAAGGAAAUCCCCGUAUGAUGGGGCCUGGAAAUGUUGGACCUAUGUCUGCCCUCAGCCCCAUAGGUAUUAAUGCUGUGGGAUCGCAGCCUCUGUCCCAUGGCAUGCCCCACCAGAUGCCUUCUCCCAAUGCUCCUAACAUGGGUCCCGGCAUGAUGUCUCACGGCAUGAUGAUGCCACCAAAUCCCCAGGACCCUGGUAUGGGUAACCCUCAAAUGAUGCCCCAGGGACGGAUGGGCUACGUUCAUCAGAGGCAGGGAUACCCCCUCACUCAGUCCCCUUCACAGCAAGGCCCCUUUUCCCCACACAAUGGGCCCGGUCCCCAAGGCUUUCCUGGCCAUCCUAUGGGUUUCCAGGGCGAGGGGGGACCUAUGGGUGGAAGGCUUGGAAACAUGCCCCAUGGAGGAGGGGGCGAUGGAGGCAUGUGUAAGCCCAACACUCCUGGUGGUCCAGAGUUCAACAACAUGCAGGGUGGAUUCAGUGAUGCAGAUCUGCAUGAGGUGAUGCGGCCGGGAGCUUCUGGCAUUCCUGAGUUUGAUCUCUCUAGGAUAAUCCCAUCAGAGAAACCCAGCCAGACUCUGUCUUACUUCCCGCGAGGUGGAGGAGACAACCCCGGGGGGAAGCCACCACACCCCUCUGGCUUCCCCAUGCAGGGGAUGAUGGGUGAUGGCCCUCCGAGGAUGGGUAUGCCAAUGCAAGGGAUGGGGGGGAUGUCAGGGGGCCCCGGUGGAGGAAUGGGUCCCCAAGAUAUGCCAAUGGGCAACCCAAGCCACAACUCUAUGCGGCCGCCAUUCAUGGGCCAAGGCAUGAUGGGUCCCCAGCAUCGGAUGAUGUCUCCUGGGGGCCCAGGAGGGAUGAUGCAAGGGAGACAAAUGCCUCAUCCAGGCCCUGGCAACUCACCUAACAUGAUGAUGUCACUUCAGGGCAUGGGGGGCCCUCCUCAGCAGACAAUGAUGAUGGGGGGUCAGAUGCGGCCACGUGACAUGGACAUGGGGUUCAGUCCGGGCCCCGGAAUGUUCUAAUCCAUUAGGAACCUUGUAAUUAGAAUGUUCUUGGACUAAACACAAGGAUGGAUUUCCGAUCAUGGAGGACAAGCAAGUGUUAUGAAAGCGAAUGAACUCCAAUAAGUGAGCUAAAACACAAACGUGCACCCAUGAAAUGAACAGAACGGGGGCUCAGCGGACAUCUGGUAAUGUCACAUGAAAACUGUUUCAGCCGAGACUCAGAUGGGCCCUGUUUGGAGUAAUUUUGUCACAAGAACAUUAAAUUUUUACUCAAGAACUGCAGAAUGUAUGGGAUUGUUGUGCAUCACAGAACUGUUCAUGUGUUUUUUUUUUGUUUUGUUGAUUAUCUGACUAUAAAGAUGACUUCCACAUCAAAGAGGAAUCAACCUAACUAAAAGUCAGCGUGGAGAUGCUACAGUAUGUCUACUUUUUUCAAAUUAAAGAGAGAAAAAACAAAACAAUUUUGUCAUGAAAGUGAUGUGGAACAAGAGAAAGGAAGGAGAAUUUGAGUUUAGUGAGGACUUCAGUGGAAAUCCAUCAUGUCUCUGGCUCCAUAGUUUUGACUGUUUCUGUACAGUGUAUACGUGAGAGUGUGUUUGUGUGUGACGCCUGGAGUGUGUGGGAUGUAUGUUUGUGUCUGUAUGUAUAGGCAUUCUAUCAGUGACCUCUCAGCUCCUCUUACCCAUCUUUCAUUGGGGGAGGAAGGCCCCCUGAAAUACUGUACUGUUUACCAUUGGUGGGCUAUUCAAAUUUUAGUCUAUUUUAAUUUUCUUUGUAACUCCAGUGUAUAUCAAACCAAACUAUGACCUCAUUAAGAUAAUAGUAUUAUUAAAAAAAAGCACAAACAUGGACCAUCUGCAGAAAGCGUCUUUUUUCUCUAUUUUUACCACGAGAGCAACACUCGGUGUGAAGAUCCUGGCAGCUUUGCGGCACCACGAUCACCUCCAGUCCAUUUCAAGUCGCGGACGACGCCCAGCUCUGCUCAGUUUCAGGACUCGCCUUCCCCAAGCGUGAAUAACAUUGCUAAUACCCAGAUGUGCUUAUGUGUGUUCUUGUUCCUGUUGUGUUUCCUGUUUUGUUUUGACUCUUGUUGACUCUGGGUAAUAAUCAUUCCCACAGCAAUAAUCCCCCAGUGGUCGGCAGAUUGGGACAGGAGUGGCUAAUGCAAGCGCAGGUUUGCCAGGUAUUCUAGAAAUAGAGGUAGGUAGAUCUACGUUUAGUGAGGCGAGUGCGGUGUCCGGAGUGAGACAAAGAAAUGUAAACACGUACUGCUUACCAUCCAGUUGACUUCCUCUCUUUUCUCUAUUGUAUAAGCUUGUCAUGUGUUUCUCCAUUGGCUUUGGUGCAGAAUAGCCUACCAGGGCUGUGGUGAUGGACUACAAAUAAAAGAUAUUGUUUUGGUAUAUA
Oryzias latipes (Japanese medaka) is the source of this 6656-nucleotide messenger RNA. RefSeq names its product BCL9 transcription coactivator (gene bcl9). Gene Ontology annotation, biological process: positive regulation of transcription by RNA polymerase II; canonical Wnt signaling pathway. Gene Ontology annotation, molecular function: beta-catenin binding; transcription coactivator activity. Gene Ontology annotation, cellular component: beta-catenin-TCF complex. The record is from RefSeq and is a predicted model, not a curated record. NCBI's taxonomy places the organism in Eukaryota, Metazoa, Chordata, Actinopteri, Beloniformes, Adrianichthyidae.